Molecule: messenger RNA, 851 nt
Organism: Pygocentrus nattereri (red-bellied piranha)
Lineage: Eukaryota; Metazoa; Chordata; Actinopteri; Characiformes; Serrasalmidae
Product: immunoglobulin lambda-1 light chain-like
Exons: 4
Coding region: 92-814 (240 amino acids)
Source: RefSeq, a predicted model, not a curated record
CUUAUAGCCCAUCCCUGCACUCUCUCCUUUAUCUGCUCCUCAAGCUGCUCAUCUCCUCACUCAGCACAGAGAGUCAUCACACACUGACAAGAUGCUGCCAGCACUCUGCUCUCUCUUCACUGCUCUCUCAUGUGUCAGUGGUGUGACUGUGGUGACACAGAAGCCUCCUGUUCUCACAGUGACUAAAGGAGAGACGACCACUAUGCAUUGUAAUCUGGGAACUGUUACUAAUUAUGCAGCUUAUUGGUAUAAACAGGUUCCAGGAGAAGCUCCACAGCAUGUAAUAAGACAUCAUCAUAGCUGGAGCUCUCCUAACUAUGGAUCUGGCUUCUCCUCUCCUAAAUUCACAUCAACAUGUUCAUCUAAUUCCGACUGUAGUGUGAUCAUCAGUAAUGUGGAGGUAGGAGACUCUGCAGUGUAUUACUGUAGCACAUGGGACGGCUCUGCUAGUGAAACAGUAUUCGGCCAAGGAACAAAGCUGAUCGUCACUGACUCUGCUGUCCCGGCUGAUGUUCUGACCAUCUUCCCUCCAUCCAGUGAAGAGCUGAAGUCUAACAAAGCCACUCUAGUGUGUUUGGCCAGUGACAUGUUCAGUGCUUUUGCUGAUGUGCAUUGGCUGUUAGGCGGAAAGGCGGUCAGCAGUGGAGUGACCACUGGCUCUGCAGCACAGCAGGCCAAUAAGAAAUUCAGACUGAGCAGCUAUUUGACCAUCGAGAGAUCAGAGUGGGAUAAAGAUAAAGCCAUAACAUGUGAAGUGUCUGCUGCCUCAAAAGCCACAACUAAAGAGAUUAAGAAGUCUGAAUGCAGCGACUGAACCGGAUCACAUCUGAUACUUUUUCAUUCUUUUCCUG